Molecule: messenger RNA, 1584 nt
Organism: Arachis duranensis
Lineage: Eukaryota; Viridiplantae; Streptophyta; Magnoliopsida; Fabales; Fabaceae
Product: protein MAIN-LIKE 1-like
Exons: 4
Coding region: 1-1584 (527 amino acids)
Biological process (GO): meristem development; meristem maintenance
Source: RefSeq, a predicted model, not a curated record
AUGGGGGACGAUCCGGGGAGGCUUUAUCGUUUGGAUGGAGUCGCUCAUAUCGCCGGGGUGAUCAACGACGAGCCAUGGCGUUGCAUAUCUAGCUGUAGGCGGCAGCAGGGGAUGCGUCUUGAUGAGCGGUACGUUCCGUACUUGCAGAUGGCUGGCUUGUACCAUCUUGCAAGGCUGAACGACAGAUGGUUCCGACUAGACGAGCCUCUAGUCAGUGCAUUCAUCGAGAGGUGGCGGCCUGAGACGCACAUCUUCCACAUGCCGUUUGGAGAGUGUACCAUCACGCUUCAGGACGUCGCAUACCAGCUUGGAUUGCCCGUGGACGGUCAUUACGUUAGUGGUUGCUUGACAGACUUCCACCUAUACAUUGAGGGUGGGAGGCCGGCUUGGAUGUGGUUCCAUGAGUUGCUCGGUGUCUUACCUCCUGAAAACCAAAUUCAGAAAUUCGCAGUCAACUGCACAUGGUUUCAGGAGACAUUUGGGGAGUGUCCCGACGGGACUGACGAGGAGACAGUUAGGCGCUUUGCCCGUGCCUAUAUCAUGAUGUUGUUGGGGACGCAGCUGUUUGCAGACAAGUCUGGCAACCGUAUACACAUCAGAUGGCUACCCUACGUAGCUAGACUUGAGCAGAUGGGUGGCUACAGUUGGGGGUCGGCGGCACUGGCAUGGUUGUACCGAUGUAUGUGCCGAGUCACCAACAGACAUGUCGUGAAGUUAGCAGGGCCGUUACAGUUACUGCAGUCUUGGAUCUUUUGGAGGUUUCCUUCUUUUAGGCCUGAUGGGUAUGAUGCGUUUAGCUGGCCACUUGCGUCGAGGUGGUCCGGUUACAAUCCUGGGAUUAGCAACAAGGGACCUAGGGUGCAAAUGGCUUGCCUGAAGAUCGACUUGUUGCAGCCACGGGAUUUCAUAUGGAUGCCCUAUAGCGCACUCGACGUCAUCCAGGUUGUCCAUCCGGAGGUGUUGGAGCCUAGACAUACGAUGUUAUGGCGGUGUGUGACGUCCCUGAUAUAUUUUGCGGUUGUUGAGUGGCAUCAGGUGGAUAGAGUGUUACUGCAGUUUGGCGGUGUACAGCCCCCACCUCGUCCCGCCCUGAACAUCGACUUCUUGAUGUCGAAGGACGGGAGAGGAGGUGACCGUUGGUUCCCGUCCCACUUAGCUGACUGGCAUCUUCACUGGCAGGAGCGUGCGGAUCACAUUUUACAGUUCGACGUUGUGGCUGACCCAGGGCCCUCUCGUGAGUUCUUGACAUGGUGGCAUCAGCACGGAAAGAGAUUCCUGUCGCCGAGAUGUACUUGGGGGAUCCACGAGGUAUUCCCAUUCCGGAUGAGGCCACUCAGAGGGGUGCAGACCGACUUCCUGAGAUGGACAUGGUCGCCGAUGUUCCUGACAGACGUCGAGUUGAGCGGAGAGCCCGAGUCGGGAAACGUCGUUCGCAGCGUGAUGUUGCGUGGCUGGAGGCUGCCAUGGAGGAGGACGACAACGCAGGAAGGGGUCGCGGGAGACGACGUGGUCGAGGAGGCAGGAGGAGGGGGGCUGAUGCCAGAGGUGAUGUCGUUCAGCCAGGUAGGGGUGCAGCAGGAGUAG